AUGGCUGAGGAAAUAGCAAGAUUCUUCACGUCGCUCAAGCAAUGGUUCUUCAGUAAUAUCUUCGCUAUGUUUUCCCACCUCUGUAUUCUGACGCGCUUCAUCUCCUCAGUAUAUGAGGUGAUGAGAGAGACGGAAGUUGAGUUUGACGAUGAUCAAUCCUUCAUACAAGCUCAUCCACGUGACGUCAUCCACAUUCUGGAUGAUAGUGACAACGAUGAUGAUAGUGACGACAAUGAUGAUAGUGACGACUAUGAUGAUAGUGACGACUAUGAUGAUAGUGACGACUAUGAGGAUCGUGGCAACUGUGAGAAUCGUAAAAUGGAUGAGGAUGGUGAGGAUGCUGACGACGAACAGGAUUAUGACGACAAUGAGGAUGGUGACGACAAUGAUGAUAGUGACGACUAUGAUGAUAGUGACGACUAUGAAGAUGGUGACAACUAUGAAAUUCGUGACAUCGAAGAGGAUAGUGACGACUAUGAGGCUCGCGGUAUCGAUGAGAAUGAUGACGACUACGAUGAAAUUUUCAACAAUGACAUUAGCCGUGACGAAGGAUAUGAAACUGGCAGCGAUAUGUACGUUGAGGUUGACAGUGACGAUGACAGUGACUUGCCCAGCGUCGAGGAGGUUAGGUAUGCUUGGAUAUCGCUGUUUGCGGCAAAAGGAUGUGAAUAUGUUAGAAGACGACCUUUAGGUCAGUUAUACCGCCAAUAA
Molecule: messenger RNA, 711 nt
Organism: Procambarus clarkii (red swamp crayfish)
Lineage: Eukaryota; Metazoa; Arthropoda; Malacostraca; Decapoda; Cambaridae
Source: RefSeq, a predicted model, not a curated record